Messenger RNA from Caenorhabditis remanei, 1284 nucleotides. RefSeq lists its product as uncharacterized. Gene Ontology annotation, cellular component: lipid droplet. The coding region runs from base 1 to 1284 and encodes 427 amino acids. Gene Ontology annotation, molecular function: oxidoreductase activity, acting on the CH-OH group of donors, NAD or NADP as acceptor. NCBI's taxonomy places the organism in Eukaryota, Metazoa, Nematoda, Chromadorea, Rhabditida, Rhabditidae. The record is from RefSeq and is a predicted model, not a curated record. The transcript is spliced from 10 exons.
AUGUAUAGCAGUUGGGCAUGGAAAAUAUGGAGCACGCUGGGAGUUAUUUUAAGAAUAUUGUUUAUAGACAUUCCAUCUGAUGCCUAUCGGUUUCUUAAUCUUCGCCAAAAAAACGUACAAGGUCAGACAGUAGUAAUUACUGGUGGCGGAUCAGGUCUGGGACGAGCGAUGGCCUUGGAUUUUGCCAAGAGAAAAGCAAAAGUUGCGAUAAUUGACGUGAAUAAGGAAGGAGGCAUGGAAACAGUGAAACUAAUCGCUGCGGAAGGAAAUCUAGCCAAGUUCUGGUUUUGUGAUAUUAGUGAUGUAGAGGAGAUGAAGAAAACAGCACAGGAUAUUGAAAUGACUUUUGGGGACGCUGACAUUGUUAUUUGUAAUGCUGCAAUUCUUUCAUUCACUUCAUUUAUGGAGAUUUCCAACGAGCUACUCAGAAAGUGUCUGGACGUUAACAUUUUUGGAACAAUAAACACUAUCCGAGCUUUCCUCCCAAAAAUGGAGAAUCGAAAUGACGGUCAUAUUGUAUGCGUCUGCUCUAUUGCUGGAUGGUCCGGUGAAACAAUGGGACUCUCUUACUGCACAAGCAAAUUCGCUGUUCGUGGAGCCAUGGAAUCCUUACAAAUGGAGUUGAGAGACAGAGGAUUAGAAGGAAUCAAGACAACAACGCUAUAUCCAUACUUUGCCAGGACACCAAUGAUACUGGAAAACAACAUGAGACCGACUUGUACUUGGUUCCCAUUCAUGAGUGUGAGGUCCUGCUCCAGAAGAAUGGUAGACUCGAUUCUGAAAGAGAAAGUUCACGCGUUUGUCCCCUCAUAUAUCACUCUUAUUCCAUUCGUUAAAAAUUUCUGCUCUCUUCAAGUUUGCCGGUCACUCCGUAACUACUUGGGUGUCAAGUAUUCAGCUUCUGAUCCGUCUCUUUGCAAACUUCGACUCAUCGAAAUGUCAGAUUUCUUCAGAAUUCCACAACUAUUCUGGUGGUUUAUUAUUGUACCGGCAUUGGCAGUGAAUUAUAUCAGCUAUGCCCAUCCGGAAGCUGCUCUUUACAUCCCAGUCAUCGGAACUUUUGUUCAUUACAUCGGAACUCAAUAUCCAUACGUCGCCAUGCUAACAAAUCUCUUCGCUCUCGUCGCCCAUGCAGGAGAAGCACUUUUCGCUCUUUACCUGUGCCAUAAAGCCAACAUCAGUUUUGCUUCAACUGCCAAGUGGACUGUGCAGACAUUUAUUCUUGGAUUCCCAUCUCUCUCCAUUCUCAGCCAUUACGAAGCGAAACAACGAAAAAAUAAUUGA